AAUAUCAAUGGCGCUGGCGACAGCAAACUGCCAUUUCUCGAACCUCGUGCUCGGGCUGAGCACGGCUGUUGAUUCCGAAUUAGAUCCGUUCAAAUGGCGUUACCGUUCGACACUGCUGCUACGUCGUUGCGAGAUGACCUAUUGAAGAGAGCUCGGAAACCUUACACCAUCACCAAGUGCAGAGAGAGCUGGACUGAGCCUGAGCACGAUAAGUUCCUCGAAGCUAUUCAACUAUUUGAUCGUGACUGGAAGAAGAUUGAGGCCUUUGUAGGGUCGAAGACCGUCAUUCAGAUACGAAGUCACGCUCAGAAGUACUUCCUGAAGGUUGAGAAGAGUGGGACAGGCGAACACCUACCUCCUCCACGACCAAAGAGGAAAGCUGCUCGUCCAUAUCCUCAAAAGACUUCAACAAAUGCUCUUGCGCUAGUGUCAGGGCCAUUUCAAUCUUCUUCUCUUGAACCGAAUUAUAUGGUUAAUUCCUCUUCUGCUCCUGCGAGUUUCAUGGCGGAUAACUCUACCCAGAUGGUUAAUUUCUCUCGAAGUGCAAGAGGGCAAGUAAUAGAAAACAAUUGUUGCAGUAGCACAGACCGCACUACAAGAGCACGCUUUCCAACUAAAUCAAGCGUCGAGGAACAUAACAAGCUUCAGUUGAGAGUACUGCCAGAUUUUGGUCAGGUCUACAACUUCAUUGGCAGCGUGUUCGACCCAAAAGCCUCGGAUCAUUUGCAGAAGUUAAAACAGAUGGACCAAAUAGACGUCGAAACUGUGAUGUUGCUCAUGAGAAACCUGGCCAUUAAUCUCACCGUCCCCGACUUUGAGGACCAUAAAAAGGUACUCUCGUCAUAUGAUGCCUUCAUGGAACAUGGUUAGUAACGAGAACAAAGCUGGAGAUGGCAACGGCGGCUACUACUUCACCGAACUGUACCUAAUUGAGCCUUCCUUAAUGCUACUGAACUUGAUAACUAGUAUUGUAUUGCUGUUGUAUAUUCGUCGACUGUCGCUUCUUAGAGCAAGAGGGAAGAAUGUUCCUCUAGUCCCCGUUCUGAGUAUGUGUACAGUGCGAGGUUGCUUCUGUAUCUUAUAGCUUUCACGUAAAGUACGGAUAUUUGUUUCCUAGAAA
Molecule: messenger RNA, 1120 nt
Organism: Cucurbita maxima (winter squash)
Lineage: Eukaryota; Viridiplantae; Streptophyta; Magnoliopsida; Cucurbitales; Cucurbitaceae
Product: protein REVEILLE 6-like
Exons: 8
Coding region: 94-870 (258 amino acids)
Molecular function (GO): DNA binding
Source: RefSeq, a predicted model, not a curated record